Messenger RNA from Vicia faba (fava bean), 756 nucleotides. The record is from the annotation of a GenBank genome assembly. Lineage: Eukaryota; Viridiplantae; Streptophyta; Magnoliopsida; Fabales; Fabaceae.
AUGAAUUGUAUCAUUAAAGCUCUUAGAGUAGUUAUUGAUAGGAAAUUUUGUUUCAUUACAGCUGAGGUUGUGGCAGGAUCAGCAGCAUGGCUUGGUAGAAGUCUGUCUUGUGUAUGUGUACAGAGAAGAGAUAGUGAUGCUUCUAGCUUUUUUUAUUUAACUCUAGCCCAGGAGGAAUGCUUGCAGAGGCUACAGAGACGAAUACAUGUUCCAUAUGAUAGUUCUAUAAUUGAGCACCAGGAGGCCCUUAGGGCUUUAUGGAAUGCUGCAUUUCCUGAAGAAGAACUUCGUGGCUUGAUAUCUGAGCAGGGUGGUGGUUUUAUUUCUUUGGAGAAUUUUCUCUUCUUUGCUAGGAAUUUCCCGGAUAUUGAUAAGAAGGAUGUUUCUCUUAGCAAAUUCAAGGGGAAGGUUCUCUUGAUUGUCAAUGUUGCUUCACGAUGUGGCUUGACAUCAUCAAAUUACACAGAACUCUCGCACUUGUAUGAAAAUUUUAAAGAUAGAGGGCUCAUUCUCAGUAUCCAUUUCAACGUACUAAGCUCCAUCAUAUAUGCGCUGUAUACUUCGAAUGGCCUUCGGAGAGAACAAGUACUUUAUCUAAUUUCAAAUGCUUAUUCUUGUAACUCAAGAAUUUGUGCUCCGAGUCAUGUCAUUAGUCUUAGUCAAGAAUUGGGAUUGGAAUCACCCGCUGAUGGUAGACGUUCAUCUGAGUCUAGCUACCGUAUUGGAGAUAAUGGAACUUCAGGGGGGACAAAUUAG